GGAAUCGUACUUUGAGUCCAGGAGACAGUACAACCGUCAUGGCCAAUCUCCGGAGAAUCUGCAAUCUCCUCCGGACCUGUGGCCCCCAGGGGCCCGCCUGUGGCCCUCUGUCCCCAUGGAGGCAGUCGGUGGCCCUGCGAUGGUCCUCGCGUUUCUCGGUGGCGCGGCCCCCCCACAGGUGGGCGGAGUUCCGGGGAACCCCCCGGCGGAGCCUUUCGGACAAGAAGUUUAACGCCCCCCUGAGCGCGGAGUUCGUGGCCCGCCCCUCGGGGGUGUGCACUAUGAUGAAGCUGCCCUACCAGGAGUCGGCGGAGGGGCUGGACGCCGCGUUUAUCGGGGUGCCGCUGGACACCGGGACCUCAAACCGACCCGGAGCCAGGUUCGGGCCGCGCCACAUCCGGGCGGAGUCCUCCAUGGUGAGACGAUACAACAUCACCACACGAUCGGCCCCGUACGAGUCGAUCAUGGUGGCGGACAUCGGCGACGUCAACGUGAAUCUGUACGACCUGAAGGACAGCUGCCGGCGGAUCAGAGAGGCCUACCAGAAAAUCAUGGCGACGGGGUGUAUACCGCUAACAAUGGGAGGAGAUCACACCAUCACUUACCCCAUCCUUCAGGCCGUAGCAGAAAAGCACGGUCCGGUGGGCUUGGUACACGUGGACGCGCACACCGACACGGGCGACAUGGCGCUCGGCGAGAAGAUCUACCAUGGGACGCCGUUCCGACGUUGCGUGGAUGAUGGUCUCUUGGACUGCAAGAGGGUGGUCCAGAUUGGAAUCCGAGGCUCCUCCUACAGCGCCGACCCCUACAAAUUCUGCAGAGACCAGGGGUUCCGGGUCGUCUUCGCCGAGGAUUGCUGGUUCAAGUCUUUGGUUCCUCUAAUGUCGGAGAUUCGCCAGCAGAUGGGGGACAAACCCGUUUACAUCUCUUUUGACAUUGACGGAAUCGACCCGUCGUUCGCCCCCGGCACCGGAACACCGGAGGUUGCUGGACUCACAACACACCAGGCUCUGGAGAUUAUCCGCGGCUGCCGGGGAAUGAACAUCGUAGGUUGUGACCUGGUGGAAGUUGCCCCAAUCUACGACCCGUCAGGGAACACGGCUCUGACCGCAGCCAACCUCCUGUUCGAAAUGCUGUGCGUUCUCCCCAAUGUGAAGACCUUCUAAGAACGUUCUGACCGAGACGGGACAGCAGGCGGCGCUCCGACAAGAAGAACACGAAAAAGAAAGGCGCUUUGCUGCAGGAUUCCCAAUCUUUACACAUCGCAAACAAUCCCUGGACCUCCAUCCGAAAAUGAAAAAACAGCCAAUCAGAUUUCGCUUCGCAGAACGCUAAGAGCCGGAAGCGGGUUCUCGGGAACGCACACUGCGCUGUUGUUUUUAUCCUUUUAAAUCUGUGGCUUUGAUUAAAAAAAUAAAACAAAUAAAAUGUAA
Rana temporaria (common frog) is the source of this 1433-nucleotide messenger RNA. It is a transcript of the gene AGMAT, whose product is annotated as agmatinase. Gene Ontology annotation, molecular function: metal ion binding; agmatinase activity. Lineage: Eukaryota; Metazoa; Chordata; Amphibia; Anura; Ranidae. The coding region runs from base 39 to 1166 and encodes 375 amino acids. The record is from RefSeq and is a predicted model, not a curated record. The transcript is spliced from 7 exons.